AUGGGAGAAGUGAAAGCGGAAUUAGUAGGUCUUCAGACAGUUCCGAGUCCCUCGGUGGAGCAGGGAGCUGAGGAUGUAGAAGGGGAGCAUCACAACAAUCCUUAUGCUUUCCUUUGCUUCAGAGGUGAAGAAAAGAAAACUAAGAUGGUGAAAAAAACUCGUGAUCCACUUUGGAAUGAAGAUUUCCAAUUUAUGCUUGAUGAGCCUCCUUUACAAGACAAGAUUCGUAUUGAGGUCAUGAGCAAAAGCAGAGCCAUUUUCCGAGCAAAGGGCAACAGCUUUGGGUUAAACCUUAGCAAGCUGAGGCCAGACCAAGCCCAAGUCACAUUCAAAGCUGAGGAUGAAGCUCAAAAUGAUGCCAAAACCCACUAUACCCAGAAGGCAUUAUGA
Prunus armeniaca (apricot) is the source of this 390-nucleotide messenger RNA. Lineage: Eukaryota; Viridiplantae; Streptophyta; Magnoliopsida; Rosales; Rosaceae. The record is from the annotation of a GenBank genome assembly.